UGUACGCAGGCGCAAUGCCAUGUAAACACAACAGUUGCGGUUAUCAGUAGCAAGUAUCGCUAGCGAGGUAGAGUUUGAACCCUAGUAAUUUUAUUUGGGUUUAAGAGAUCGAUAGUCCUGAGAAGAAAUAAAAGUGUACUUUUUGCUGUAGUCAGCUAACAUCAGAUAAGCGGGUUUGCGUUAGCUUGCGGUGACGUUAGCAUUUAGCUCGGAACAAAUGAUAAAGCGCUUCAGGACAGGCUUGUUAACUACCUAGACGCCCGAUCUUUUUGUUGGCAGCCAAUUAACGUUGCCUUGAAGUGUCUGUGUGGCUUAUCUCGCCAGCUGAUUUCUUUGACACUGUCACUGAAAUGGGCAAUUGUAUCACAUUGUUAUUCAGUGUAAUUAGCUAACCAGACAAGGUUAGCUUAACUAACAGGCCAUCGACUAACAGGAAACGAGUCGCGUUAACUAGCAAAUAACGUCAGCCAGCCGGCUCCUCUUGUCUGCUCCGAAGAAAAUAAAAAGAAGAAGCUCGCCUAGGUUGCUCAAGUGAUAUCAUAUGUUGACUGAAAGCAGGAAACGGCAGCACAGUGGUGGUGAUGAGGAGAAUGGCCACCUGGUGCCCCAACCCAAAAGGCAGAACAGAGCACAUCCUCUCUCCCCGGAACCAGGCCGGGAUGCCUGGGACUCUGAGUCAUCCAACAGUGAGAGCAGCAGCAGCAUCAGCAGUCCUGAACAUGCAGCUGCCAGCUGCAUCAGUCAGUGUGCUCAGGGGCCCUGCAGUCCCCUUAGCGCGGGCAACUCUUUAGAGCCCACAAACCCGGUGUCCUACCUGCAAAUCAACCGCAUCCUGAAGGAGGCCCACUUCCAGAGCAUUCAAAACCGAGGUCAGCCGAGAGACACGUGACAACAGGGUACCUCUGUCUGCCGCCAGAGGACUGAAUCCUUGAGACACGUAUGAGCAUCACAUGCUGAAUCACUUCACACAGCUCUUCCCCACCCAUCUCCAGUUACUGUGGUAUGUCACAGCUCUAUAGAUGUGUGGAUGGAGACCAGCAUCUGGUCAUGUAUCCAAGGGCGGUUCAUCAUUAAAAUAAAUCAUAAUGAUAAUCAUAUUAGCAAUAAUAACUGUGAUCAACAACCAUUCUUUUGAUCCACUUAUUUUCUGACCAGUCUGGUUUACGUGCUUCUCUGGAAGCCUUUUUGUGACUUGAUGAUGAUGAUGAUGAUGAAUCCUUGUAUUUUGUCUUUAAUGUUGUGUGAAAACAGGCAAGCUGCCAAAGUGGCACCAUACACAAUUUUAGGCUGGUCAGUGUGACUGCUUUAGGCUUCUAGUAGGGUAGCUGGGUUGUAAAAUGCUGAAUCAGAUGUCUGUGUAAGUACAUAGACCAGUCUCAGGGAGGAUUUGCACUUGUCUUGGACUGCUCAUUUGCUUUCAUAUUCAGACAGGGACUACUUUAUGGGGGGCUGUAGAAACCAUGGGUGUUAACUUGGCAAAAGAGGUCGUGUUUUCCACCCUGAGAUAGUAAAUCAAUUAUUUUAAAGUUUUGUAAAUACAUCUCAAAUGUAUUUGAAUUGGCUCACAGAGAGGGUCGUGUUUUUGAAGGCUUUUAUAACACUCCAGCACAGAAAAUGUCCAGUAGCUUGAUUGGUAAACUAUUGUUCACUGCCAUUGCCUUCUUGUGUUCAUUUUUACUUCGUUUAAUUUUAUCCUGAUUUUGAAACUGAUCGUUUCUGUUUCUCACAUUCUCACAAAAAUCAUUCUUUUACUUAAGUUUACUUAGUACAUUUGGCCAGUGAUUUUUACUUAUUUUUCAGAUGCUUUAAGCAUUUUAGUUUGAAAGUUCAGUUGCUGCUAACUAGCUAGUCACACCUUUUUCCUGAACCUUUCAGCUGCCUCUUCAGUAGGUCUUUUAUUCCCAAGAUGGAAGUACGAGAGGAGCUGGGGUAAGAUGGUUAACAGCAAUUAAACCUAAAAUAAUAUGCCAACAUAUGGCACCUUCUUAUAAAACAAUCUGUACAAUUCAUAUGAGAAGAAAUAAGAUUGCUAGAUCAUCCAACCCUUACUGUAGACUGUGAUGUGGGAAAAUCAUCUAUAAUAAGGAGCACUGGUUAUAAAACAGUGACAUAUUUAUGACCUGAUGAAACUGCUUCCAAAUGAAGAUCCCAUAUAUCAAUAUAACCAUCAAGGGGGGCCGGUCACCUGUGGCAGUCAUCAGGAGAAAUAUCUGGUUGAGAUUACCUUGUUUUUGUGGAUUAUGAAUUUUCUUAUAGUAGUGACAGUAUAGAUUGGUUAAUGUAAAAAUUAAUGAGUAGACAAAGCUGAGUAUUAUAAGAGUACUGUGAUGAUUUUUAGGUGAGCUCAGACAAGCUAAAGAUCAUUUGUGUUUUGUGACCCUGGAAACGUGAUCCAGCAUGACAUACUUUUUAUCUCGUGACCACAAAGAGAAAUCCAAAUAAUAAUAACACCCAUCAACUCUACAGCCUUCCAGAAGCCUUUUUUUUGGAUGCGUGAAUGGUGCAUUUGAGGGACAUCUAGUUGUUUCUGUCCAGGUAGAGUUGCAGUGCAGCCUUUAGGUUUUAAUAAUUUAAAAAAAAAAAAAAAAAAAAA
Messenger RNA from Archocentrus centrarchus (flier cichlid), 2593 nucleotides. RefSeq names its product protein FAM104A. NCBI's taxonomy places the organism in Eukaryota, Metazoa, Chordata, Actinopteri, Cichliformes, Cichlidae. The transcript has 3 exons. Bases 542 to 889 code for a protein of 115 amino acids. The record is from RefSeq and is a predicted model, not a curated record.